AACCAAACCAAGCUUAGUUGAUCAUUCCUUACGCUAGACAGAAACAGUGUUUAAAAUGUAUCAACAAACUCGUGGCGUCGUCAAACGGCAUCCCGUUGCCGCAAGUGUACGCUGCAGCUUUUGUUUGUCAAAGUCGAAUUUGUUUUCGUUAUUUCCCCUCGACCAAUUUCCACAUCCUUACAUGAUACAUUUUAUCGAUAGCUAUUUCGGUUUUGGACUGGCACCGGAAACUGAUAAAGACUUUCAACUGUGUAAAAAAUGUAUCAAAACCAUGGAAAAUUUCGUUGCAUUUCGAAAUAAAUGCCGUCGAAAUUACUAUCAGCAAUAUGUGUGGAGAUCGAUUCGCAAACCGAAGAUUCUAGUGGAAGCGCAAGAAACAUUGCCUUCUUCUUCCCAUUGUAGCUUAACCGAGGUUACGAAUCAACCGCACAACGUAAUGGUCAAACUAGAGCCUACCGACUGCGUUGCCGCUUGCGAUCGUCCCGGAACUUCGAAAAUGAAUGGUUCUUUACAGUUUAUAUCAAGCGGCACAUUAGGUCCCAGACCAAGUUCCCGUUCACUCAACGGAAACAAUGGUGCGAAGCGGCGGUCAGCAACUGUUCAAAAGAAAGACCCAAAGAAACCCGCAUUACAACAAAAGGUUAAUGGCGACUCGAAAAAGGGAGCAAAACACAUUCGACUCAUCAUGAACCGCACUCGUCCAUCGGAUGAAAACAUGCCUUAUGUAGAAGAAAAACCAACGCUGUUAAAACUGUUAAAUCCAGUGGCAGCCUGUACCAAUGACUGCGACUCUCGUCCUUCCAAGCUAAGCAACAUAACUUUAAAGAGCAACCGCAAUGAAAACGUUGAUCCGUGCAUACGUUCGUGUGUGGUUAAAAUUGAAAAACUAAAUAUUCGUAAGUUUGGGAACAUUUGUUACAGCGCUACUUAG
This is a messenger RNA of Anopheles cruzii, 931 nucleotides long. RefSeq lists its product as uncharacterized. The coding region runs from base 56 to 931 and encodes 291 amino acids. Gene Ontology annotation, cellular component: nucleus. Gene Ontology annotation, molecular function: zinc ion binding. The record is from RefSeq and is a predicted model, not a curated record. The transcript is spliced from 3 exons. Lineage: Eukaryota; Metazoa; Arthropoda; Insecta; Diptera; Culicidae.